AUGCGUUACGUCGCUGCUGUUAUGCUAGCCAACCUGGGUGGGAACCACCACCCCGCAGCGGAGGAUAUAAAGGCUAUUUUGGACUCCGUUGGUAUUGAGUGCGAAGAAGAGCGCGUGAAUAACGUACGUUUUUAAUUAUUAUGAUUUUCGUGUUUAAGUAGUUGCUCGCUCAGCUUAAGGGGAAGAACCCCCACGACUUGAUCGCUGCCGGCAGGGCUAAGUUGUCCACAGUCUCAGUUGCUGCACCAGCUGCUCAUGCUGCUGGCGGAGCUGCCGCACCCAGUGCGCCAGCCGCUGCCAAAGAAGACGGCGGAAAGAAGGAAAAGGCCGAGGAGAAAAAGCCGGAGCCAGAGGAAGAGUCGGACGACGAUAUGGGCUUUAGUCUAUUUGACUAA
Messenger RNA from Spirometra erinaceieuropaei, 395 nucleotides. The record is from the annotation of a GenBank genome assembly. Lineage: Eukaryota; Metazoa; Platyhelminthes; Cestoda; Diphyllobothriidea; Diphyllobothriidae.